GUGCUCUUCCUCAGCGGUCACGCCGCUAUUGCUGCGCUUGAGGCCGACUUCGUAGCUUUUCGAUUGUCGCCGCUUCUGUGGCGCGUUCGGUUUGGGAAGGUCUGAACAGCCUGGUGCGGCUGAUGGUCUGCGGUCCAAUAGGAAUAGGAUUUGGCAGUAUCGUCCUUGAAAGAGGCAAAGCAGAUUAGCGGUUGCGAUCUUGAGAUCAAAUGCAGUGGACUUUCGACUAGACUCGCGUGUUGUGGUCACAUGCUUACUGAGAGGAAUAUAAUUAGAACAGUACGUUGUUGUUGUGUUUGAUCGAGGACUGCAUCGUGAGUUGUGGAUGCGGAAGGGCGAUUUCGCUAGCUCGAGAAGUGACGUGAAUUUCGACUGUCAGCGUAUGAUCUUGUGAAUAACAAUUACGUCGUUGGAGUUUCUGGUUGACAUCGCGAGUAUCAUGUACUUGACGUUCAGGCUUAUCGCGUUCGAUUGCUUGGGAACUAUUUCGUGAUUCCCGCGGGCUGAUUGCCUUGUCUACCUCGCCUGGAAUGUGUUAGGAAAGGUUUCGCGAUAGACCUCUUUCUUCUACGGAGUCUCGUUUAACUAGUACUGCUUGCUUUGGUUUACGUGGCUGCAAUUUCCGUCUGUUUAUUUAAUAUUCAAUUCUUCCAGGGAAGGUUCUUUUUAUAAUUGGCCUGCAAAAGCUUCUAUGAAUGUGUGGGAUGACAGCAUUCGGCAUACGUAGAACAUAUUGUAAAGAUCAAAAUAUAGAGGUAGGAUUUGCGAGGUUCGUGGCUCGGGAGGGACCUUCACGAAUCAAGUCGUGAAAGAGUAAUCCAGGUGAAGGCUGUUCAGCUCACGCCGCUGGAACAAUGGAUCCUACCUCAAUGACGCCGGUUUGGAUGCCAAUAGUUGAGAAGUCAGUCUUUCGCUUCGACGAGUCAGAAAGUGCUAGAAAGGAAGCUGCACCGACCGUUUCUUUUGCGAACCCCAGGUUGCGAGAGGAGGAGAUUGAGAUAAAAUUCCCUGAGAGUAACAAACCCGAUUUCAUCCCUGAAUUUAAAUUCGACGGCGCACAACAAAUUGUGACGCUUAAGCUUCCAGAAGGUACAUCCUUUUAUGGCACUGGUGAAGUUGGUGGAUCUGUUGAGCGUACCGGAAAGAGGAUCUACACUUGGAAUACAGAUGCGUGGGGAUACAAUCAGAAUACUACCUCCUUAUACCAGUCUCAUCCAUGGCUUUUCGCAGUGCUUCCAAGUGGUCAGGCCGUUGGAGUGCUGACUGACACCACGAGGCGUUGUGAAAUUGAUCUGAGGAAAGAGGCAUACAUCAGAAUUAUAGCUGCAGCUCCAUACCCAGUCAUCACAUUUGGACCAUUUCCCACGCCAGAUGCGCUCAUGACAUCACUUUCUCGUGCCAUUGGUACAAUGCAAAUGCCUCCAAAGUGGGCACUUGGUUACCAACAAUGUAGAUGGAGUUAUGAAACUGCUGAUAGGGUUUUGGAGGUUGCUACAACAUUCCGAGAAAAAAAGAUUCCAUGCGAUGUGGUCUGGAUGGAUAUUGACUACAUGGAAGACUUCAAGUGCUUUACCUUUAAAAAGGAAGCUUUCCCAGAUCCCAAGGGAAUGUUAGAUGAAUUGAAUGGAAAGGGAUUCAAGGGCAUUUGGAUGCUUGAUCCCGGGAUCAAGGCUGAAGAGGGUUACGGCGCCUAUGAUUCCGGUUGUGAGGAAGAUGUGUGGGUGCUUAGUGCUAAUGGAAAACCUUAUGUUGGUGAAUGCUGGCCCGGAUCAGUUGUAUUUCCUGAUUUCCUCAACAAGAAGACACGCAAAUGGUGGGCAAAUCUUGUGAAGGAUUUUGCAGACGUAGGUGUGGAUGGUAUUUGGAAUGAUAUGAAUGAACCAGCCGUUUUUAAGACUGUGACUAAAACUAUGCCCGAGACAAACAUUCACAGAGGCGAUGAGGAAAUUGGGGGCACUCAAAGUCAUGCGCAUUAUCAUAAUGUCUAUGGUAUGUUUCAAGCAAGGUCAACAUAUGAGGGUAUGCUACUUGCAUGUAAAAACAAGCGGCCAUUUGUAUUGACUAGGGCAGCUUUCAUCGGUGCUCAUAGAUAUGCAGCAACUUGGACUGGUGAUAACCUUUCAAACUGGGAGCAUCUUAGCAUGAGUAUCCCAAUGGCAAUUAAUUUGGGUUUGAGUGGCCAAUCUUUCUGUGGUCCGGAUAUUGGUGGAUUUGGUGGAGAUUCUACACCUAAGUUGUUCUCUCGGUGGAUUGGACUUGGUGCUAUGUUUCCAUUUGCGAGGGGUCAUUCUGAACAAGGAACCAUUGACCAUGAACCUUGGUCCUUUGGUCCUGAGGUGGAAGAGCUUUCCAGGUUAGCUUUGAACAGGCGAUACCGGUUGUUGCCACAUUUAUACACUCUCUUUUACAAGGCGCAUACCACGGGUGUGCCUGUAAUGACACCCGUAUUCUUUUCUGAUCCUACAAAUGCUGAACUUCGAGAAAUAGAUGACAGUUUUUUGUUGGGAUCGAUUCUUGUCAAAACUUGGUCUUCUCCAAAGAAACGAGAUUCUAAUGCCGCGGAGCCUCUAUCAAAGGGAGUAUGGCAGCUCUUCCAUUUUGAUGAUGAUCAUCCGGAAUUGCCAGUGCUCUUUUUGAGGGGUGGUUCUAUCGUCCCAACUGGACCCGUUGUCCAACAUGUUGGAGAGACCAAACCCACAGACACAGUCACACUUUUAAUUGCCCUUGAUGACAAAGGUAAAGCCUCAGGGGAAUUGUAUGAAGAUGAUGGUGAUGGUUUCGCUUACCAAAAUGGCGAUUACCUUAUCACUCAUUAUGAAGCUGAGAAAGUGUCAAAUACAAAUGCCAAUAAUGGAGAAGUUUUGAUCCGUGUUGCUUCUACGGAAGGUUAUCGUGAAAGGCCAAAACGCACUCUUAAAGUGCGUGUUUUGGUUGGUGAAAAUGUUCAGGUGGAGGGCGAGUGCAUUGACGGAGGCGAGCUUAGAAUUCAAUUGCCGACAACAGAGGAUCUUAGCAAAUUAAUUAUGUUGAAUCGGGGCAAUUUAGGCUCCAAUCUAGAGAAGAAGCAAAGUUUGUUGGACAAGGUUUUUAAUGAGCAUCCCACUAUUAAGGGAAUGGGAGCUGUUCUCAUGCCUGAAGACCUUGAGAAAGGAGCUGUGUUUGUAAAGGUGGUGCCUUGGAUUGGGGGUCGUAUCAUGUCAAUGGUCCACAAACCAUCAGGGUAUGAAUGGAUGGAAGGCAGACUUGAGUAUGGUGGUUAUCAGGAGUUUAGUGGCACUGAAUUGAAGUCUUCUGGCUGGAAUGAAGAAUACAAAGUUGUAAAGCGGCACCUUGCUCAAAUGGAAGGGCACGAGGUGGUGGGAUUGGAAGGGGAUGUUGGCGGAGGAUUAGUACUUGCCCGAGAAGUUCUCUUGCCUCAUAAUUCUUUAAAGACUAUCAAAAUUAGUUCCAGUAUAGUGGCACGCUCAGUGGGUGCUGGUUCUGGUGGUUUUUCGAGACUUGUGUGUUUGCGAAUACAUCCAACGUUCAAGAUUGUACAUCCAAUGAAUUCUUUCAUUAUAUUUAUUGCUAUUGAUGGAAAAGAACAUGAAUUAAAACCAAGCAUGGCUUUUGGGGAGUUCUCAAUCAAAGGUUCCAACAGGCCUAAUGGGAAAUGGACUCUUCUUGAUUUUGAAACUGGCCUGGGAGUGGUCAACAGAUUUGAUGUCAAUGAAGUGGAAAGGUGUCACGUCAAUUGGGGCCCUGGAUCUGUGACACUUGAGCUUUGGUCAAAAGAACGGCCCGUGUCAAAAGAUACUCCUUUGUCUAUUUCACAUGAGUAUGAUCUAAUUGACACUCAUAACUAGUUUGUUUCAAAAUGUGAAGAGUGGUAUAUUAGGCCAGAAAGAAACAAAAUCUUGACUGGGCUUUUGCCAAAUGAUCUUCAUGCCUUGCCCAAAAGCUGAAGUUGCUAGUUUGUUGGCAAUUAGGCAGGGUUGUGGCAGCAGGAUACAUAUUUUAUUGAUAAAUAUAUCAUAAAAUUUAAAUUAGA
Molecule: messenger RNA, 4030 nt
Organism: Physcomitrium patens
Lineage: Eukaryota; Viridiplantae; Streptophyta; Bryopsida; Funariales; Funariaceae
Biological process (GO): carbohydrate metabolic process
Molecular function (GO): hydrolase activity, hydrolyzing O-glycosyl compounds; carbohydrate binding
Source: RefSeq, a predicted model, not a curated record